CCUUUUUUCUGUCUCCAGGAUAGUUAUCCAUUCGCAGGAGAAAGAAAACUCUGAUCCGGAUUAUAUUCCCAUCAACAGCCGCUUUAAGUGCGUGCAAGAGGCGGAAGAGACGUUACUGAUCGACAUAGCUACAAACACAGGCUGUAAGGUCCGAAUACAAGGUGACGAGACGGUGGAGCGGCUCUUCGAAAUCCCUGACGAGGAGCGCUGCUUAGGGUUCCUCUCCGAGGUGCAGAGCAUACAGGAAGCCCACCUGAAAGCUUCUCUUCCUGACCCUAAGGACCCGGCCGGCUGGCAUCAGGUGGAGAAGAACCUCCCGGGUCUGUCGCAGGCCUCCUCCUCGGGAGCUCUGGGGUUUGAGGAUGACUUCAACACUCUAAGCCUUGAAGAGAAAAGAAACAUGCGAAACCACCAAACGGGAUCUCGCCGGGAACCCCCACCUCCUCCCGUGCCUCAAAAUAGGCAAUUUCACCGGGAGAGAGAAGGUGCCUCGAGAGACCAGCCCAAAGUGACCAACACCAUGCGCAAGAUGUUUUUGCCCAGCACCCAGUCGGGACAGAGAGAAGGCCUCAUCAAGCACGUGCUUGCCAAGCGGGAGAAGGCGUACGUCAACCUGCACAACUUCAGGUUUUUUGUGGGAACGUGGAACGUGAACGGGCAGUCUCCAGACAGCAGCUUGGAGCCCUGGCUGGUGUGCGACCCCGAGCCUCCGGACGUGUAUUGCAUCGGGUUCCAGGAGCUGGACCUCAGCACGGAGGCUUUUUUCUACUUUGAUUCUGCAAAGGAGCAAGAAUGGCUGGCUGCUGUGGAGAAGUCCCUGCACCCUCAGGCGAAGUAUAAGAAAGUGCAAAUGGUCCGUCUGGUUGGGAUGAUGUUGCUCAUAUUUGCGAAGAAGGAUCAGCUGAGCAACAUCAGAGAGAUCAUGACGGAGUCUGUGGGCACAGGAAUCAUGGGAAAGAUGGGCAACAAGGGCGGCGUGGCGGUGAGGUUCGUGUUCCACAACACCACCUUCUGCGUUGUCAAUUCCCACCUGGCUGCUCACGUGGAGGACUUCGAGCGGCGAAACCAGGACUACAAGGAUAUCUGUGCUCGGAUGAGCUUCGUGACCCCUGAUGACAGCCUACCUCAGCUCAACAUCAUGAAGCACGAUGUUGUCAUCUGGCUGGGAGACUUGAACUACAGGCUUUGUCUGCCUGAUGCCAGUGAAGUGAAAAGUCUCAUCAGCAAGAAUGAGCUUCAGAAAUUGCUGACGUACGACCAGCUGAAUAUUCAGCGCACUCAGAAGAAAGCGUUUGCAGAUUUCACCGAGGGAGAGAUUAAAUUCAUCCCCACGUACAAAUAUGACUCUAAAACAGAUCGCUGGGACUCCAGUGGAAAGUGUCGUGUGCCAGCGUGGUGUGACCGAAUCCUUUGGAGAGGAGGGAACAUACAUCAGCUCCGGUACUGCAGCCACAUGGACCUGAAGACUAGUGACCACAAGCCGGUCAGCGCGCUGUUCCGCAUCGGGGUAAGGAUUUUUCCCAUGCCAGG
Molecule: messenger RNA, 1530 nt
Organism: Leptosomus discolor (cuckoo roller)
Lineage: Eukaryota; Metazoa; Chordata; Aves; Leptosomiformes; Leptosomidae
Source: RefSeq, a predicted model, not a curated record